Stylonychia lemnae is the source of this 2361-nucleotide messenger RNA. NCBI's taxonomy places the organism in Eukaryota, Ciliophora, Spirotrichea, Sporadotrichida, Oxytrichidae. The record is from the annotation of a GenBank genome assembly.
AUGUCAUUGAGUGCUAAAUCGAACAAGUUCUAAAUUAAAAAAUCGCUUUAAAAUCAUUAGCAAAUGCCUAAUAAAAAUGAUAGACUCAGUUAUCUUAAUGGUUCAAUUAUUCAUGAAAUGAAUAGUAUAACUACAAAAGAUAACUCAAUUUAUAGCAGACUGUACGAUAGUGUAAAGAAAAGUAAAAACUAAGAUCUAGAAGCCAAAUUCUUGACUAAAAUUUUGCAUUCAGAUAAUAAGCAUAGUGCCCUAAAUUAUGGAAGUUUUUACUCAUCCAUGGACAAUACUAUGACUGUUUAAAGUCAGAGAAAAUCCAAAAAAAGCAGGAACUCAUUUCUGGAUAAGAGUGAGACAGUAUCAACAACAUCAAUGACAAAUAAAAAGAUAGAGUCUGUUACCAGCAAUAAUACUGAACUAAAAUCGUCUAUUCUCAUUAGAAAAAGAUAUUCUUUGCAAGACACCAUCAAAUUUUCUAAGAUUGCAAAGAUUAAAGAAGAAAAAGAAAAGCAAAAUAUGACAACAUAAGAUGAUCUGAUCAGCUCAAAUGCAAUAAAAAACUAACCAAUAGUAAAUUUCAAUGAAUAUCAAAUGAAUAGCAGUUCUAAUAAGAUUAAUAAUAAAAAAUAAACUAAUCCUAGUAAAAAUAAAAACUUUAACAACAUUCCAAAAAAUAGCAAUCAAAUGCAUAAAAAACUUGUAGAUAAGAAAGGGCAGUUGAAGAUUAACAAAUUAAACAAUAGUUCUAAUUAGUAACUCAUGAAUGAAUCAGCUACUACUAAUCAAACUCCAGGUAUUAAAACACCUAAUUUCAUAUUUUCAAUGAUGGAAUCUAGAAGAAGUUCUGGGACUACCACAUAGUCUAACAUUAUUGAUAUUUCUUUCAAUCCAAGUCCCAAUGAAUGCCAAAGCCACGUGGAUAGCUAAAAGACCCUCCAAGAGCUUUAAAAGAAGGCAUAGAUUGAAAAACCUUCUUCAUAGGUUUCCUAAAAAAUGAUGAAAAAGCUUUUAUCAGAUUAAGAGUAUGACAAACAAUUAGAAACUUCCAAUAUUGAUUAAUUUGAUGAUCAGGAUGCUCUCAAUAUAUUUGAUCCUUUAUUUGGAAUGAGAAGUGUAAUGAACAAGAAAUCUUUGAUUCCUGAUUAUGGAGAUGACUCGAGAUAAAUAUGCAUGGAGAGGGAUGAAUCUGAAAAAGAGGGUUCCUUUGUAGUACCUCACAUCCAAAAUAUUUUAUUCUUUGACCAUUAAUAAUUGCCAUCAAUGCAAAAUUCACAUAGAUAUCUCACAGAGAUACAUAAUAACAUUACAGAAAACGAUCUCAAAUUAUCUAUUGAGGACAAAUCUAGUAUUUAUAAGAAUGAAAGAUAUGAAGACUCUAUAAUCACAUUCUAAAAGUUAUUAAAAAGCUAAAGGUCAGAGGAGGGAGAAGAUAAUUAGAGUCAUAGAUAUUCUCUCCCCAAUAAUUCUGAUAGAUAAUCGAUGUAAAUUGGCGGAAUUAAUGCUAACGAAAUUCCAUUAUACAUAUAGCUCCCACAUAAUCUUGAUUUAGUAGACGCUAUAAAUUAAUUUUAGAAGUAUUCCAAUUAAUCGAUUAAGAGUAGCAUCAAGAAUACUAUGAUAAGCAAGAAAACUCAAAGAUACUCUGACAGAUUUACUCCAUCAAAACCCCCAAUUUAUUGUGUUGAUUCUAGUCUUGAGUUUUCCAAGGAUAACCCUGAGACUUAAGAUUAAUAUGACACUAAAGGAAUCAGCAGUGAAAGAUACACCCUAAAUAAUGUGAACUAUGAAACUACAAAGAUGAAUUUUAGUUUCUAGAAAAAAGCUAGAUUAACAUUAGACAUGGAUAAUUAAAAUGAGACUUUGACCAUUGGAGAAGAAAAUAUUGACUAGUACUCAUUUAAGGAAUCAAUAAUUAUUACAACUUAAGAAAAUAGCAAUUAAGCAAAGAAGAUAUAUGAUACUGGCAGAACGAAUAAGAUAUUUGAACUUUAAGAAAGAUAUCCUUAGGAAUUAAGUAAAAAUUGCGUUUCAGAACUAGAAAAGUAUAUUUAAAUGUAGGAGGAAAAAUUUGGUAAAUUUUACUAGGCAAGUAGAUUGCAUACAAUAUCUCAGGAAAGCAAUCCUAUUAAUGAUGAAAUCCAUUAAGAAAAUUCUGAAAAUACUUACUAAAUAGAUCUUGAUGAGGAGGAACAAGGAGGCUAAGUAAUUACAUUGGAAAAACUUAAUAAUAUGCUUAGCAAGACAUAAAAAGAAAAUCAAGAAUCACAAAUGAGUCUUAACAGUAACAAAAAUGGCUAGAUUCAUACAGGAAGAUGUAGUAUGCUGAAUAAUUGCCUCUUUUUCCCAAAUAAUUUCUCCUCUUGA